AUGGAUCGUAUUCGUUGGAGUGAAAAACUCAUUCCAUUUCAAAAUCUUGUAGACAAUCCAAAUAUUCAUAAACCUGCCCUUGUACAAGCGGGAAGUAAAGCGAUUGUAGUCGGUGAGAAAAUCAAUGGCGAAUUCAUUCUCGCCUCACCCUGUAAAGUAUCCGGUGAUCGUUUCGACGUGAUGGGGCAAGAAAUUGUACUUUCAAGCAAACACACAGGUGUAUGGAGAGUGAUAUCGAAAGCAACAUCUAGAAAAGAAGGUCAUAUUCAUCGUUUAACAACAGCAGACCUUGAAAGAAUUCAUGAACAAGAUGUUGCUAAUGAACGCAUUACACCUCGUUCGUAUAUCUGCGUGCGAGAUAUCGAAGUAUUCGAAUUGGUUGUUCGAAGUGAUGAUCCUGCUAUUUAUAAUGGCAAUCGUGUCGAACGACGGAUGAAACAGAUCGAAGAGAAUACGGAAUUUGAAAUUGAAGGAGCUGGAGAAGUUGAAUAUACACCUUCGGAAGGUGAACGAACGUCUCAGGAUUAUAUCUAUGCACCAAAAAGAAAACAACCGACUAUACUACAAUUGAUUCUUCCAGGAGUUGUGGAAGAGGAAGAGUUAAUACGAAAUCGCGUUGUUCGAGCACUCUAUUGUACAACAAAAGGUGGUACGCGAAAGCGUCAUUUUCUUCUCGAAGUCAAUGAACAACCUUGUGAAAUCCGUCCGAUCGCUUCCGAAGGUUCAACCGAAUUGCGCUAUCUUCAUUCAACACAGAAUCUCUACGAUUAUAUGUCAACUUACGGAAAUGAUACUAUUCUCUAUGUAAAGCUACUUCGAGGUGAUCCACCUAUCAAAGCAAUUGAAUUCGAUGGGUAUUUGGUUUUGAAAAACACAUUAAACGGUGAUAAGGUUCCUAUAUGUCGUGUAGACGAUCUCGAAGUGACGUUAAUUAGUCCCGAUUUUCCAUUGAGAGUUCGACUGCCAGGUCGCAGCGAACAUUCUUGGCAUUCAUUGUCUGAAGUUCGCGCUGCUGAAGUCCAAUGUAUGCAAUUAGCACUUGCUCUGCUCGCCCGUCAUGAAUCCGAAAUGUAUGUUUCAAUUGAUGCUGAAAAAAAGUCUACCAAUCGUUCACACUCAACGUAUAAUCAAGAACAACGUUCACACCGAUCUCGGCAAGCAGAUGAAAUUCGGAGAAAGCACGUUGAAGAGUGUGAGAAAGUGUUUGGAGCUAAUUCCAAUCAAUCCAGCACGAAGUCCCGAUCGACCACGGAUAGCAAAUCGCAUUCAUCAUCAUUAGUUACCACUCAAAUGAAAAACCUAGAGCUUACAAAUAGACCGUCUCAUCAACAUCGCGAGUCUUCUAAUCGUGCAACUAGACACUCGUCUCAUCCCGCCUCGGACCGAUUGUAUCGGACGUUUGAAAAUCGUGCUGAGAGUGACGAAAAUGCUGGCUAUAAUGAGACAUAUGAUCAUUCACAAGAACCAACUGCUAGGCAUUCUUCAAACAAUUCCAGACCAAAAAUAAAUAGAAAUUAA
Adineta ricciae is the source of this 1518-nucleotide messenger RNA. NCBI's taxonomy places the organism in Eukaryota, Metazoa, Rotifera, Eurotatoria, Adinetida, Adinetidae. The record is from the annotation of a GenBank genome assembly.